Molecule: messenger RNA, 1654 nt
Organism: Cladophialophora immunda
Lineage: Eukaryota; Fungi; Ascomycota; Eurotiomycetes; Chaetothyriales; Herpotrichiellaceae
Exons: 1
Coding region: 126-1499 (457 amino acids)
Source: RefSeq, a predicted model, not a curated record
UUCGCAGAGCCUCCUAGGACUCACGCCGACCACCUAGAAAAGGUGCUGCACUUUCCUUCGCCCCAGCCGAUGGUUUUCAAUCAGGUUUUUCUUCCCUUGCGUUCACGCAGAGUCUCACAAUCCAGAUGGCAAGAAUUCUUCUCGAUUAUUCAGGUUCCGAUGUCCGGCUCUUCUUUCGGAUUUUCUUUGUUGUUGCAUUCAUCCUCAUUAACCUUUUGGGGACCAAAUGUCUGGCUGCACGCGCUAAGCUCAGGCUUGUCCAACGACGCACUGUUCCACUGCCGUACAUGACUUCUUGGCUGGCAAGUUUCGACUCCCUGUAUGCUUUGCAUAUGGUGAGGACACUGCCAGGAGGAUGGCUAAGCCUGCUAAUGAUCUUUGCCUAUCUGCUGAACCUGGGCUCGGAUUUUACCUCGGCCCUCAUCAAGUCGGUGCCUGUCCACGACCGGUGCCAGUUCGGCACUGGUCUAGUGGUCUCAAGUGCAAACAUUGAAUUGGUCCCGUGGAAUGGAGCGCCGUACACGGUCGUCUCACAAGCGCAAACGACCAGCCUGCUCAACGGUGGCUUGCAGGGAGUCUACAGAAAGGCAAACCGAGCCGUUAACUUCAGUGCCGAUGUCACUGACUUGCUUGGGCAGUGGAACUGCGUCAGGAAUUCCCUCGAACUGGAUUAUCCUUGGGAUGUAUCAUUCAACGACAUAGUCACUAGUCUACAACAACACGAUCUUCUUUAUGACACUCCAUAUUCUGUCUACGCCACAGUCGGGAACGUUUCUCAUCUAGUGAUCCUUGAUACAUCCGUUGGAGAGAACGUCGGCGCUGUCUUCAACGUGCGAUUCUCAAUUGAUACCACUGCAUAUGGCAAUGAGACGAAACACAUGCAAAGUUACGAGUGCACUCUAAACGACACCUACGGAGAGCUCCAACCGGUUCAAGAAAGGAUACAUUCGCUUGCAACUCUCAACAACUGGGCCGAAGUUUUCCAAGGCUCUGUAUACGAGGGCACAGGCACCCCUGCAUCCCCUAACUCCGGCGGGAUCUUGGAACAAGUUCUCAACUCCAUGACCAUGGUUGCAGGGGGGGGAAACUACCUUCUCGACACCAGCCAUUCAUUAGAUACACAAGGCUGCCUCACUCAACGCACACACAUUUUAUGGGAGCUCAUCAUGCUCUCCGGCCUGACACUUCUUCUCUUGGCUUUCCUUCUUUUGUUCUGGCUCGGGAUGAGCAUAAGGUUGAAGAUACUGAGCGGUGGCAUCAAUGUUGAAGACGCGAGGUGGAUCCAAGAAAAUACGCCGAUCGGAAACUUCGAGUGGAUGGCACAGGCUGUGAGAGAGUCUCAACGACCACGACCCAUGGAAAUCGAGACUGCUGAUCUGAAGGGCUGGUAUUUUGGAGGGAGCUCGGACGGAGGUGGCGGGUAUUGGAUCACCAACAAAGUGGCUCGAUCAAAUAUCGCCGAGGAAUCAAUCUCCUUGCAGUCAAACUCGGCUCUUUAGCAGCAGUUCUCGACCAUCCUGGUGAAGAGCCCGACGAGGGAAAGGAAGAGGCAGAUAUGUGAUCAAUGGUAAUGUUUCCUUGUGUUAUGCCGUCCUUGAAGCAUCAGCAUACAACGUGAUACUGCCAAAAACAAAUGCUGAUAGCGUUCCUUUCU